This is a messenger RNA of Dicrocoelium dendriticum, 392 nucleotides long. NCBI's taxonomy places the organism in Eukaryota, Metazoa, Platyhelminthes, Trematoda, Plagiorchiida, Dicrocoeliidae. The record is from the annotation of a GenBank genome assembly.
GUAAGAUUUUAGCCUGUUUCACUUUAUAUACUCCAAAAGCAUUUUCUCAUUAAACCGACCUAUUUUCAUUUUAUUUCAGGAAGAUGAAUUUCGGAAUUUGGCUAUGUCUCAUCUUUAAUGUUGCUGCACUAGCGAGACUGCAAAAGCGCAUAUUUGGGGGCACGGUUUUGACCAACUCAGAGUACACUUGGCUAGUCAGAAUCACCAAAUCGGAACCGGACCCGAGAAUUUGUACAGGUGUACUGAUCUACAGCAAAUAUGUUUUAACCACGGCCAGUUGUUUGGGGACAAAUGCUGACGAACUAAUUCGGUCCAGGACUUCACCGACGUACAUCGAGAUAGGAACAUCGGACAGAGAAUUUAUGGUGGCCGUCGAACCUUAUCACCUGUAA